CCUAAGCCACAACCCAGUAGCUUCCACUUUCCUUUCUUGAUUCACACAAGUAGGAUAAUAAAAUCAUUACUCAACCACCACUCUGCUAUUGACUUGUUUGAGACACAGUUUUUCAAGCUUGAAACGUAUGGCGUCCUUUGUAGGCGAUGAAGCCUCUUCUAGCUCAUUAAUGCCACGACCAUGCACCUAUAAGGUGUUCUUGAGUUUCAGGGGAAAAGACACUCGCAAGGGAUUCACUAGUCAUCUCUAUGCCGCACUCGUCAACAGGGGAAUCACAACUUACAUUGAUGACAAGAACCUUCCAAAAGGCGAUCUUAUUUCCCAUGAACUCCUCAAAGCAAUUGAAGAGUCUAUGUUUGGUGUGAUAGUUCUCUCACCAAACUAUGCUUCAUCCACAUGGUGCUUGGAUGAGCUCCAGAAGAUUGUUGAGUGCAACAACAACCUGGGGCUGCAGAUUGUGGCAGUGUUCUAUCAUGUCAAGCCUUGUGACGUCAGGCAUCAAAUUGGAGCCUUUGAAGAAGCUUUCAAGAAACAUGAACUAAGAUUUGGACAAGAGAGUGACAGAGUUAGAAGAUGGAGAAACGCGUUAAAACAAGUUGCCAGUUAUUCAAAUUGGGACUCUGAACAAUUCAAGAACGAGGCCAUACUCGUUGAAAGUAUUGCUCAACAUAUACAUGAAAGAUUGAUUAUGAAAUUACCAUCUUCUAUGAAGAAUCUAGUAGGGAUUGAUUCAAGGUUGGAACAAGUUGUUAGACACAUUGGUCUUGGGGGGAAUGAUGUUCGCUUCAUUGGCAUAUGUGGAAUGGGUGGCAUAGGUAAGACAACUAUUUCUAGAAGAGUCUAUGAAACCAUUAGAAGUGAAUUUAAAGCUAGUUGCUUUCUUGCCAAUGUAAGAGAGACAUGUGAGAAAAGAGGUAUUGUUCAAAUCCAGAAACAACUUCUUGAUCGUACGAACAUAAAUUCUGAUACUAGUUUCCACGAUGAGUUUGAGGGAAAAGCUAUUAUUUGUGACUCUUUGUGCCACAAGAAGGUCCUUCUAGUUCUCGAUGAUGUAGACGAUGGAGGCUUAUUGGAGAAUUUGGCUGGUGAGCAAGAUUGGUUUGGUCCUGGAAGCAGAAUAAUAAUCACAACUAGAGAUAAACAUGUACUAGAAGUGCACGGAGCAGUCAACAGAAUUUGUAAGGUUGAAGGGUUAGAGCAAAAUGAAGCACUUGAACUCUUUUGUUUGAAAGCUUUUAAAAGGCCAAAACCUGAAGAAGGGUAUAUGGAUUUGUCCAAAGAAGUGGUUGAGUAUUGUGAUGGUCUUCCCUUGGCACUCGUAGUAUUGGGUUCCCAUCUUUGUGGACAAACCAUUGAUGUUUGGCGCAGUGCUAUUGAGAAAAUAAAGAGCUUUCCUCAUGACAAAAUUUUUAAUACAUUGAAAAUAAGUUAUGAUGGUUUAGAUCAUUCGGAAAAGAAUAUCUUUUUAGAUAUUGCUUGCUUUUUCAAAGGACGUGAGAAAGAUUAUGCAACAAAUAUAUUGAGAAGGUGUGGUUAUCAUGCUGAAGCAAGCAUUUCUGCUUUAAUAAAUAAAUCUUUGCUCAGUAUAAUAAAUGAUGAUAAGUAUGCCGAUAUGUUGGGGAUGCAUGAUCUGCUUCAAGAUAUGGGCAAACAUAUUGUAAUUCAAGAGUCUCGUGAUGAUCCUAGCAGGCGAAGUAGAUUGUGGUCUUACACGGAUGUUGAUCUUGUACUUGCACAAAACAAGGAAAAUGAAGCAACUCAUAGCAUCGUUCUAUAUAAUAUGUACUCGGAGAUUGAAAGAAAUUGGGGAGAUUUGGAUAUAAGAGAUUUAUCUUUUUCAAAUAUGUUCAAGCUAAAGCUUCUCAUUUUAGAUGGCGUGAAAGUUCCCAUUCUCUGCAAUAUUCCUUGUACAUUAAAGGUUUUGCACUGGAAAGGUUGUCCAAUGGAAACUCUGCCCUUUACAGAUGGACGAUAUGAACUUGUUGAAAUUGAUUUGUCUUAUAGCAAAAUUGUACAGUUAUGGGAUGGAAAGAAGGUUCUAAAACUGUUACAGCACUUGAAUCUAUCCUUCUGCGACAAGCUGAAGCAAACGCCAGAUCUUUCUGGGGCGCCCAAUCUUAAAACACUUAAUCUUCAUAGGUGUGAGGAGUUGAAUUAUAUUCAUCCAUCUCUCGCACACCACAAAAGCCUUGUUGAAUUGAAUUUAAUGAACUGUAAGAGUCUUGAAACACUUGGUGAUAAAUUGGAGAUGAGUUCACUCGAAAAACUAUAUCUGUUCUCCUGCAGUAGUUUGAGAAGACUGCCAGAAUUUGGGAAAUGCAUGAAACAGUUAUUGAUUCUUAAUCUGACACUUACAGGUAUAGAAGAGUUACCGACGACGCCUGGAAGGUUGGGUGGCGUAUCUGAGUUGGACUUGAGUGGAUGCAGAAAGCUUACUAGUCUUCCCUUAUCACUUGCAUGUUUUGUUGGCCUAAAGAAGUUAGAGUUAAGUCGAUUUGUGGAGCUUAGUUGUGUUCCAUACAGCACUCAUGGGUUAGAGUCCCUCACAGCUUAUGAUAAGUCUGACAACCCAAAUAUAGUUGGACUUUUGUGUUCUCUCUCUCGCCUCACCUCUUUGAGUACCCUGAAAUUAUACCGAUGUUUUCCCACUUCUAGAAAAGAGUGGAACCUUUACUACAAUCUUGGCCACUUAACGUCCUUGACGGAUUUGGAUUUAUCACGCAACUAUUUUUUAAGAGUUCCAAUAAGUAUCCAUGAACUUCCCAGGCUUACACGUUUGAAUCUAAAUGAUUGUCGUUUUCUGAAGGUUUUACCAGAGCUUCCAUCAAGUCUACGAGAAUUACAGGCACAGCGUUGUCAUUCACUGGAUGCAUCCAACGUGAAUGAUGCGAUAUCAAAGGCGUGUUGUGGCUUUGCAGAAUCAGCUAGCCAAGAUCGUGAAGAUGUCUUGCAAAUGUUGAUCCCUGGGAAGGAAAUUCCAGCUUGGUUUGAGCAUCAGGAACAAGAUGAUGGAGUAUCAGUGUCAUUCCCGCAUAAUUGCCCUUCAACUGAAAUCAUCACGCUUGCUCUCUGUUUCCUAUUAGAUGGUUUCACGUUCUUACAAGAACAGCCAUCGGUGGUCUGCAACGGUAAAGAAUUCAUCAACACGAGUUUAUUGAAGAUGUCACCGGGGACAUCUUCUAAGCAAUUGUUCAUUGUCUGCCUGAACGGUUUCUGUUUUAGUGAGCAGUUAUGCCAAGACAAUCGCUUCCAAAUGCUAGUUCCUUCUUGUGGUUACUUUAAUAAUAUCCGAGUGCUUAGAUCUGGAGCAUGUUGGGUGAUUAAGCAAGACAGUGAAGGUUUCAAGAAAAGAAAAUCCAAAACAGGGAAAAGGAAAGCAACUCUUGAACUGGAGAUUGACAUGAUGUCACAUUCUUCACCUUCCAGGAAUAAGAUGUUGGUGGUUGCCCCUCCACUUAAUGAACUAGAGGAAUAGCGUGCCUCCCACAGCUGAGGGCGCUAUUUGCCGUUUGGCAUCUGGCAAAAGCUUUGACCCACCUCAACUCUUAUCUCUCUUCCCUUUGCAUCCCGCUUCCCACAGCACUUAGUUCUCACAGCUCAUCAGCUUAGAUCUCUUCAGCUAAAUGGUUCCCCAGAUUUGAAGCUUUUGAUAGGCCUCAUUGCAUCCAUCCAACUGCCAUGGGAACCCCAGAAAGAAAUAUAAAUCUUGGGCACAAACGGAACAAGGGAAGGGCGUAUAUAUAUUUGGGGGCUGAUACUAGUCGUUCUUUAGAGGUCUUGUGCUUACGAAAUUUGGCCAUUUGUUUCUUAUGGAGAAUUAUAUCUACUGAAGCUCUCCUUUAUGUCACGUUCAAGGUUGCUUCAGUUAGUCCUCAAAAAUCAGUGGAUGGAUGCAAGGAGAUCUGUCAAAAGCUUCAGAUCUGGCGAACCAUUUAGCUAAAGAUAUCUAAGGUUGGCAAUCAUACAUGGAAUAUAUUGAGAAACCUGUGUCAUGAGCUAUGCGAACUAAGUGCUGU
This is a messenger RNA of Arachis duranensis, 4016 nucleotides long. Its product is annotated as TMV resistance protein N-like. Bases 128 to 3475 code for a protein of 1115 amino acids. Gene Ontology annotation, molecular function: ADP binding. NCBI's taxonomy places the organism in Eukaryota, Viridiplantae, Streptophyta, Magnoliopsida, Fabales, Fabaceae. Gene Ontology annotation, biological process: defense response; signal transduction. The record is from RefSeq and is a predicted model, not a curated record. The transcript is spliced from 5 exons.